Messenger RNA from Linum trigynum, 7551 nucleotides. The record is from the annotation of a GenBank genome assembly. NCBI's taxonomy places the organism in Eukaryota, Viridiplantae, Streptophyta, Magnoliopsida, Malpighiales, Linaceae.
AUCAUCCUCAAAACAUAUCCUAUUUCAAGGACCCUAACACAACCAUCAUGAUACUUUUAGAAAAUGUGGUGUCCUCAUGAGCACUUUGUAUAACUCUUUAUACAAAGAGAUAUACAAAGGGGGGCAACUGUAGACACCACAUUUUGUCCGGAGCAACCAUCCUACUCAAAAUUCGGAAGAAUAUUCCAUUUAAAAUUAAAAAAGAAAACCCAAGUGAAAGUUUAGACGGAGUUGGUUGAGAUUAGCAGUGGCAAAUCAACAAGUACCAAUAAUUUCGAAGUCCUCCUUCUGUUUAGUUCGAAUAUUUGUACUAGGUAGGAUUAGCAGUAGCUAAUGGCUACCAAAUUCGCUUUAUUUAGAAUAGCAAUAGUAUGCCGUCACGACUUAUACCGGUAAUAUUGUUAACGAUUGGUGAUAUAGGUCUGAAAUUGGUUGAAUGGGGUAUUGGUCACGAUUCAUAACUAAGAAUUAUUUACUUAGAAGUUGGGAUAUUGGUCACGAUUGUAGUUAACGAAUUGGUUUGAAAUAAUCAAUUGAAUGAUUGAGUAAUACAUACAAUGAUCAUCUAAUUCUAAAGGCAAGGACAUAAAUAAACAAAUGUGUAAUUACAAAUUACAAUCUGUGACAUUUAAGAUACACCUUGUAAUUAUACAAUUAAAAAUAAAAAAUAAAAAAAAUUCUGCUUUUGGUGGCACCAAUCAGAAUUAGAGGCCUAGCCUUUUGAGGCUAUUUGGGCCUCCUUAGGUCAUCAUUUUGGGCCAGACCAGAGACCUGCAAAGAAAAAAGAAGUGUUAGAAGGGCAUCCCAAAACAAAAACCCACAAUCCAGGUCCAUAUCUCAGCCCAAUUAACUCUGGUCAACCCGGGUCAACUCGGGUCGACCGGGUUAGCUCUGGCCGACCCGGUCAACCAAACCCAUCAUCCUUAUCUUAUCUACAAGAAUAGCAGAACCGCCGAACAGCAGAGUAGUAGAGUAGUAGGGUAGCAGAAAUUACUGCCAUCUCAAAAAGAGGAAUUCGGCUACCUCCUCCAAAGAACCAACACCAAAUUGCCAACACAAAAGUUGGUUCAGACAACCACCUCAAGAGCAAAGGAGGAGCAGCCAGCACACAAUAAUGAACAGUAAAAAGUGAUCAUAUAUAAGGGGGUUUUCUUACCCCAAACAGGGGGGAGAGGGAGAACCAACAAAAAAAAACACACAAAAAGGGAGACAAAGAGCAUUAAAGAGCACUAAGCACCAAAAAGACAGAAGCACUAAGGAUCCAAAAAGGGCAGGGAGUCAGAAACAGCAACAAGCUAUCACCAUCAAAACUCCACCAAAUCGCAAACACAGGUCGGUUUUUUUUCUACACCCCAUCAAUCAUACAAGCGUGUAGUCAUCCAUACAUCCAUGUAGGAAAAUUCAUAUAGCAUGUUUGUAAAUGAUGAUGCUUCUAAAUUCAUAAUCCAUAGUUAGGCUGCCUAAAUUUGUAUGCGAAGUGGAUAUUACGAAAUUCUGAUCUUCGUGACAUGUAUGCCUCUUUAUGCCAUUCAUUUCUUUCGUUAUAUGACAAUUUACUUUUUAUCACAUAAAUACAAUGAAUCAGUUUGAGUUGCUCUCAGUUUUUCUAGCAAGCAUAAUUCUUGUUAAGCUGCUAGCUAAACCUAGCACUAUUAUCAGCCAGGCUAGUUCAUUUACUCUUUCAACAUAGCAAUAAUCAAGCAAUCCAUUCAAAACAUAAAAAAAUUCAAAUCAGACCUUUGAGAGAGUAUUUUAAAAUACCUCAUUUUGUGUUUAAGGGUACCCCUUUUCUUUAGCCAAUUACCAGAUUUGAUAAUCACGAAGUUCUCAUUUGAUUAUUAUUUUGUAUGCUAAAUACAAUAAAACACUUCCAUUAAAAAUUCCAUUUGUUACUAAUCGGUAUUAGCCUUUUAAUCAAAUUGUUUAACCAAUUGACAGUCAUAAGCAGUAGCUAUGAUUGUCGUAUUACCUUUAGGACCAUUAUAGAUUUUCAAAUUUUAAUAAAGCAAAUUCUCCACCAUAUCCAAAACCAAACAUUAAGGCUAAACAAACCUAGGAGGUCUAACAAAAUUUAUUUUCACAAUACCAGAAAGUUCUAUAAACAAUCAUAACGAUAAUUAAACCACCCAUUUUAGGUUUAGAAGAGGUAUCACCUAGUUUCUUUCAAAUUGAAUAAGAUCUGCAAAAAAUUAGGAAAUCGAGAGUUAGAACCCCAAAAAUGAUAAUAGGUAAAAAACGAGAAUAAAAAAUAAAACAAAUAACUUACCCCCAAACAAAACCCUCGCCGUCGGUUCUGGCGCUGGCCGCGCCGCCGGCGACCGCCGCCUUCCCUUCCCUUCCUUCGGCAGGGAUCCGAAACAAAAAAAAUAAAACAAAGGAAAGCCAAACAAGUCAAAAUCCCAAUAUUAUUCGUUAAAUCGAAUAAAAAUGGACAUGCAUUGUAAAAGGGGGCUUACCAGAGGGUAAAACCUCCUCCUCGUCACCUCUGUUCCAACUAGAAGCGAUAGAUCGAGAUUAUUAGAAUGCAAAUCGAGGCCCCCUCCUCGGUUUUGGAUCGAUCUCCGAAAGAAAAACAAGAAAUAGGUUUAGAACAUAGAAAAUCUUAAAAUCGAAAUCGAAAAAUGGUAAAAAUCUUACAUGCAAGCCAAAAAAAAAAAACCUAACCUUUAGAAAACCCUAGUCGUCAUCGUCACUGCUGGCGUUGGCAGCGCUCGUCCUCAGUCGUCGCCGCCGCCGCCGCCUCUUUUCCCCGUCACCACUCGUUUCCAGAAUAAGGAGAAGGGGAGAUAGAUUAAAUAUGAAGAAGGCUCAUCUCCUUUUCUCGAUUUACAUGAAGAACGCGAGAAGGAGAAGAUGUAGAUGGCGGCGUUGUUCGGAUGGUUAAGUGAUUAGGGUUUUCGUUUCGAGGUAGGGAUUAGCGGGAGAUAGGGAGGCGAGAGACGAGGGAGAAGAAGAUGAGGGUGGCGCUAGGGUUUUGGUUCGCUCUCUGGAAGAGAACGAGAGGGAGAGGGGAGAGAGGGUGAGAGCGGCGGCUAGGGUUCAUGUUUGGUCUUCUCUGGAGAAGAUGAGAACGAGAGGGAGAGAGGCGAGAGGGAGAGUGAGGCGGCCGACUUUCUAGGGUUUUCGUUAGAGAUUUAUAUACCUCAUCGAUUGUAAAGACUAAAAUGCCCCUAGGGUUUUCUAAUUACUACCUAUCCUUGCCACCUCGUUUCCGUGAAAUCACCAAAAUGCCCUUCCCCCGUCUCUGAAUUAAAAACGACGGAGCAAAAGGGGUUGGAUGGGUUUCGAACCCUGCUCACGCGGAAUCAACUGCAGGGUUAGCAACUAGGCCAGUUGGGCUGCUAGCCCAUCAUGCGUUAGUUUAACCAUCUCACUUAGUUUAAUUUGUUUAGAAGUCCUUAAUACGAAAUGUAGAAUUGCGGAUUAAGUUCAUCUCAUUUCUUUUCUAAUACAUCAAAUCUCCUUUUAAUAACUGAAAUCCUCAUAUUAUAUUUUCAUAAUUUCAUAAUAUCAACUUAAAUUUUAUUAACAAUAAAUUUGGAUGCGAAAACCACGAUCAGCGGAACGUGGUAAUAAUAUUAUUUAAAAUUAUCAAAGUACAAACGAACUACGUGGACUUUGAUCCCGUCUAACGGGUACGUAGGCAACCGAUAAGGUUCGAGUCCAACUAACCAAUUAACUUUAUCUUUUACGUCAGUGGACGUAUAAUUUAAUUACAACUAACACGAUUUAGUUUCUUUAAUGGUCCAGUAGGACCCUAAAAUAUUACUAAAAUACACCCAACUCGUACAAAAAACUUAUCGACUUAAGUAGUACCAAUUUAGGGCGUCGUGGGGUGUGAUUUCACUUCCCCACACGUAACCGUACUCCCGAACCCAGAACUUCAUUUUCGCAGACCAUAUCUCGGUUCUGACCCUAAGGUUAGAGCCGAUCCUAAGAGUGUUCGAUCCACUCCAAGUAAGAUCGAUGGCGACUCCCAAAAAAAAUGCCGACGCGACGACAUCGGACCCCCCCCGGACGGGACGGUUGCGACAUUAGGUACUAAAAUGUCAUAAUGAAAAUUUUUAGGUACCAAAAUGUAAUUUUCCAAUGAUAUUUUUGUAUAAAAAUAUAAAUGUUAGGUACCAAAAUGUAAAAUAUAAAAAAUAUAGGUACCAAAUCGUAAUUUAACAUUUGGAUCCAUGGAUUGAUCCAUGAAUCCACCAAUCCAAUUGGAUUUGGAUCAAAUGGAUUGGAUUUAAAUGGAUUGGAUUAAAUGGAUAAUUUGGUGGAUGGAUUGGAUUGGAUUCAUGGAUUUGGAUCCUAAUUGCCACCUCUACUCUCAUCAGUGUUAAGUGAAACGCACGUUUUGGGCGAAUUAUGGGCAGACCUUGUUUACGACCGUAAUUCAGCCCGUAUUUUGCCCAAAAUCGGGUUUGAGGCAGAUUCGAGCCAAAGGAGAGGGAAUCGAGUUUUUGAGCAAAAAACAGAGCUUUAGAGAGAGAAAGUGCGAAGAACAAACCCUAGGAGCUAUUUGGAGUGUAUUUCUCACCAUUGAAGCCCAGAUUGCAUCCCUAGGAGUGAAGAUCGUCAUCGUAGAGCAGAUUAUCCUCAUCUUUAUGAGUAUGACUACUCUGAUUUCUGUUUUCCUCUCUCUCUCUCUCUCUCUCUCUAUGGAGUAGAACUCUCUCUCACUUGGGUAUGAAGAACCCUAGUUCCAUGUGUUAGGGAUCUUGAUUGUAAUGACUUGGGAUUGAUAUACUGAUUGAUUUUAAUCGAUUAAUGCAUGAUUCAUUGAGUCAAUUGAAGCCUGAUCAUCUUUUCUUGAUUUUUGCUGCAACCUGAGAUAGAUAGAAUCUGAUUAGGUUGUUAGAGCUUCAUCAAUCGGUAGUGGUAGAUUGGUUAUACGAGAGUUAAUCGAUUUAAUGCUUUGUACUGGAAUCUAAUUCCAGUAGUGGAGUUCUGCGUUUAUUGCCUCAACAUUCUAUCCAGGUGAAGGCUAGUCGCCUGCCUGUUAGUCUGCCUGAGAGGGCUUGGUCAGCUUAAGAGAUUCCAAGCUACUGUCGGAUCUUCCGCAGUUUAAUCAACAGUUAAUCAACCCAGGGUAAUUACAACCUUGACCUAACUAAGGAGAUAGGGGGACUCAUUCUCGAGUGACUCUUCCCUUGCUUAAGAACUUCGAACCAUUUCCUGCUUUCUUACUGCUUUUGCUUAAAAUCACAAUCACUCGACAUAGUUUGCUAGAUAAUAGAUAAUCACGGAGUAGGCAGUAGAUCUAGACCCCGGAUUGACAAAUAGAACUUGCCACUAGUCUGCAUUUUCGGAUUGCGAUUACACUUGGUUGCAGUUUGGUGUUGUGUUUUAGCGUGUCAAGUUUUUGGCACCGUUGCCGGGGAACUCUAGGUUAUUGUAGAAAUGUGAAAGUCUGUUACUUUGGCAUUUACUUUUAUGCAUCCUCUCUUUUCCACCCUUGUUUUUCACUUGGGUAUUUUGUUUUUGUUGGUACAGAUCUGAUACAUGGAUCCUCAUGGCUUCUCCAACCAUUGGGGGUAUCCACCACCACCCGAGUGGUAUUACCCCGAGACUUCCUGGAGCAACCAAGGAGGAGAAGACUAUAGAGUCUGGUCUCAGUACCAACCCCCCUACUACGAAGAACAAUCAGACCCUUGGGUAUUUCAAGAACAAUCUCAUUAUCAAGAAGAAUUCCUCCCACAACUAGAAGGGCCAUCAAAUCUUGAUUUAGCCACAGCCCUCACAGGCCAUCCGGCAGAGCCAUGCUACACUCCACAGCCAGAUCCAAACUAUCACUUGAGGCUUCUCGUGGAGCAGAUUGCUCGAGUACCUGAGAGAUCCUUUUCCGAGAUGGAUCCUCAUAUACAGGCCAUUGCCCAAACUGACUUCUCAUUUCCACGUGAAAUAGAGGAGACCCUUCGGAGCAUCAAGAAGCACAUAGAGGUCAUUGAGAAAGCUUAUGCACAGUUUUCCCAAGACAACCUUUAUGCUACAAUACAAGCAGAGAAUGAGGAAGAAGUCAAUCAUGAGGAUGUCGUGGAGCAUACAGAAGUUGUCAAGAAGAGCUCAUGUGAUGAUCAUGAUCAGAAAUGUCCUGUUGUAGCCGCCCAUCCCUUUCUUCAACCCACACCGAGCGCUGAAGAGGCGGGCAUGAGUGAGGAGAUGCAAGCUGAUCUUAUUGAAAAGAUUGCAUGGCGACUUGCUCUCCAAUCUGUGCUAGAAGAAGAAGAGCGAGAAAGGAUGAGGAAAGAAGUUGUGGAGGAUGACGGAAGCGAAUUAGAGGAAGUCCUUGAUCUUUUCCCAAGGGAGGAAUCAAAUUCUGAGGACGUAAGGGGGGUUGAAGAAGCAAUUGGCGUCCAGGCUAAGGAUGAAGUUGAGGUGGAAGAGGCUUGCACCGACCAUGAGUUACAUGUGAUAUCUCCACCAAACUUCGAGGAGCUGCUUGGCAAGGACCCAUUUGCAGUGUCUCUUUGCCAGACCAAGGCCACAUCGACAUUGGUCCCUCUUGGUGGACGCGAUGGUGGUCGGUCGAUGCUGUCAUAUCUGGUUUGGGCCAAUGAGACGAGUGAGGAAGAAAAAGAAGAGGUCUCGCGGGUGGAGACUUCAUAUUCAUCAAUUACACAAGCCUACAUCACCUGUCAUACCACCUGCGUGCUUGUGACUUGAGACCCCACAUCAUCGACGAGAACCUCAACUUCAAGGAGGUUCUAGCAUGGACCAAAACUUAGGAGCCACCGUCCGGCUCACGACGGCAAAGAAGCGCUUGUGGGGAGGCAACCCCACCACGGUUUAUUUUGUUUGUUUUCGGAUUCCACUUGGAACUAUGGUUUCUUUCACCCAGUGUGUGUGUUUUCAUGACUCUAGCUCUGUGCUAGUUGGACUGGUCCACUUCUAGUCUCCUGCUCUUGACUGGUUUGCCUUCCAGUCACUGUUCCCGCUCAUCAUUUCCUGGUAACAUCAUUCCCCUUCCCUCUGCUCUAUUGAGGGCAAUGUCGAACUUAAGUGUGGGGGGUGCUUUGUCUUUAUUGGAACGUAUAUGUGUGUGCUUGGAGCCUAGUCCGUUGUACAAAUCUCGAGAUUUGAGGGCUCCAAGUACUGUUGUUGGCUUGAUCAUAUUGGCACUGUGGGUUUAAUUGGUGAAUCGCAUGACUUUCGAAUUGAUGUAUGGCAACUGGAUUGUGACUAGGACAAUCUAUAACGAUAACUGAGACGUGCAGUAGAGUUGUGUAGGGGUUCAGUUUUUCAACUGUUUGCUUACCAAUUGUGACUUGGAUUGAUCACUUGUUCUUGACAGUCGUUUAUGCAUCUAGUUCAGGGAAUCAGAAUGAGAGAUAGAGCAUAUAGGUAGCCAUGUGAGAUUUGAGCCUGCUCGUUUCUUUCUUGUGCGAUAGAUCCCUUAUCCAUGAUGUGUAGCAUUGACGUUGCCAUUAGCUAAGAUGAUGGAGGCAUAGGAAUAGCCCACGACCAAAUUGAUUGUCCUGGUGUGUCAUAUCCCCUAGUCAGCCCUUUGAGCCGUGUCACUUUCUUUCUUUCGGUCUACAAUGAAAAAUCACCCUUUUG